AUGGCGGCAGCAGGAGAGCCGUCGGGCCGAUGGCAUCGCUACAAGGCUGCGACCGAUGCCUUUCUCGGCUGGCUGCAACGCACGACAGCCAAGAAACAUCGGAAGGAGGCCCAGGCGACGGCCGAAGCGUGGACCACGGGCCAAAUCUGGGCAGCAGCCAUCACCGUCGCCGAGGCAGGCGUCCCAGCUUCCCGGUGCUUGCCGCACGAAGAAGGCCACAUCUACUUUCUCAACGUGCUCCGAGCGAUUCAGGCGAUGCUAACACCGCUCAAACCACCGUCGCUGAUACCGACGACGAGGUCUGGUGACGGGCUCUCGAACGUGUUUGAAGCACUGGCUCUGGAUGACACGGGCGACGAUGCCGCCGCUGACAUGCCACCAUUUGAUGGCACCAAGUUUGUGCCACCUGAAGCUCCGACGCCGGAAGAAGCCGCGCGCGCCGCUCGCCAGGCGCAGCUGGAGGCCGAUCGGUUCCACGCCCUCUGUUCCCUUCGGGAUCACGGCGAGACGUCGCUCGUGGCUGCAACAGCCGUCACCAACCAUUGCAUCAUCGUGGCGCAGUCGCUCUUCUCGGAGCUCACGCUCGAGCUCCCGUACAUCGAGUCGAUUGAGUGUAUUGACGUGCUUCUCGGCGAUAGCGAUUCGCUGCGGUAUCUUGUGUUUCAGCAAGGCUUGCCGCUCUGCGAUGCCGUCGAGAUCUGCGUGCUCGCGCGCAACAUAGCCGCACGUGAUGGCCAUGCUGCCUCGCUUCCAGUCGCCCAGGCAGCUACGUUAUCGGAGAAGGAAGCCAUGGAGCUUCACGCGUUCUUCAUGAACGAACUCAGCGUUCUGGUGUCGACACGGCACGGCAGGGACCUCAUGUUCAUUCAUUAUGCCUUCAAGAGGCCUUAUCGCGACGCGACCGGCGACCUCCACUGUGAUUCGACCGCAUUCGAGGUGCUCUCGAGUCUCUUUGUCGCCAAAGUCGUACCGCGGCUCGCUGUCUCGGUCCGAGCCGACGCACUCAAGCUCGUGCCAGAGAUCGUCGGCGUGAGCCCGUUUCUCCCGGUCUUGAAGGUGUACCUCGACAACGACAUCGGGAUAGCGCCCAUGAUGCUCGUCUUUGCGACGACAUGUCUCGCGCAAGCCAUGAGCAUCGUGGACGGUCCCGGCUCCGAUCAUAUUACAUGCGCCUCGGUCGCUGCGACCACCUCGGCUGCGCUCAAGCAGCAGUUCAAGAGCGUCCUUGUGUGCCGCCAAGGCCGCCGCGCGGAACAAGCAAGCGCGAGCAACAAAGCGGACUCGCAACUCGACGCCUUUCUCGCGACGGUAUCGGGGUCGUACCACGCGACGCUCGGUGUUGUGACCAAAGACGCGCAGUUUGCCUCCGACGCCGACCGUGCGCGGUGGUGGCUCAACCCGUACAUGGCCGGUCAGUUUCUUCUCGCGGGCGCGACCUUGCUCAAUGGGGCCCCGGGGCAUUCGCUGCUGAGCACGGCAAUGAGCGACAGUCGACUGGUGCUUCACGUCUACAACGCGCUGCGCGUCUGCGGCCACGUUGAACGCGUGCCCGAGUUGGAGAAACUCGUCGACUUUUUCGCCAACGACAAGCGCAUGUGGCCGACGGGUCGGCCGACGGCGCCCGGCGCGUUUACGACAAGCUACAUGAUGACGGACGGUGCGCCAUUGGAGACGAUGGCGCGGAUGACUGCCAUUACGAGCGCGCCAUUCGAGCGCGCCUCGGCGGCAUUCGAGGCGGCCACCGCCUACCGCGAGAAGCGGGAUCGUCGCAACAAGCUCCAGAAGGCCCGCGGCACGCCCACGCUGCGCAAGCGCAAGACGACCAACGCAACGUAUGUGGACCAGUGUCGUACGUACCGGUACGCCACCCGCGCCGAGCCUCUGCCGCAAGGUGCGAGCCUCCCCAACCUGCGCGAAGUUCGGCGCGUGGUCGACGACGAGUGGCGCCGAUUUCUGCACCUCGACUUGAUCGCUGUCAACAAUAUCUUGACCGACUUGGCGACCGACAUGCUCGCGAUCGUGAUCCAGUCGCCACCGCUAAGCAUCAACGGCAACCGCGAGGGCUCUCGGCUCGUCAAGAGAAACGUCACGGAGCUCCUUGCAAUCUGCGAUUUCGGUGUCGGCACGGCGAUGCUCCCCGCCAUCGCCACCAUCCUCGUGGCUGCAAACAGCAAGCUCCGCGAUGCCCAUCUCGUCCCAAUCGAUCGAUGGGAUGAUCAAGUGUAG
Molecule: messenger RNA, 2226 nt
Organism: Saprolegnia parasitica CBS 223.65
Lineage: Eukaryota; Oomycota; Saprolegniomycetes; Saprolegniales; Saprolegniaceae
Exons: 3
Coding region: 1-2226 (741 amino acids)
Source: RefSeq, a predicted model, not a curated record